Molecule: messenger RNA, 1319 nt
Organism: Dermacentor albipictus
Lineage: Eukaryota; Metazoa; Arthropoda; Arachnida; Ixodida; Ixodidae
Source: RefSeq, a predicted model, not a curated record
UGGGUUUCGCCCCCACCCCCCUCCGCCCCCGAUAUAAGAGAGGAGCGUAAUAUAACAAAAUCCAGCUUGGUGGAUCGGCCUCCCGUUGGCGUUUUUUUUACACGCCGCUAGCGAGCCUGAUGAUCGUAAAUUGGCCCUGAACGCAACGGAAGAGGCUGCUGCUCCUUUCGUUCUUCCCAAGGGUGCGCGCAUAGGAGGGUCGGCGGCGCGGAUAUACGCCGGACAGACGAAACUGCGCUGCCCCGGACGAACCAAAAUUUCCGAUGCCAGAUGAAGAGCUUCUUCGUCCGACGCUAUCGAACAAGUGCUGCAAAAGGAUGUCAUCGCUACUGUUUGAGCCAAGCGAAGGGCGUUGCGGCAGCUGCACGCCGCCGCCUUCGUCGCAGCAGAGCCAUGGCUACCACCUGGCGGGGGGGCCGCAGGGUGGAGCAUCGCGCGUGCCGCCCUUUGCCCCGCAGCCCCACACAGGGGGUCAGCCGGGAGGAAUGCGCUCGCUGUCGGUCACGUCGGCUCACGUGCAACAGCAACAGUCGCAGCAACAGCCAGUGUCAACAGUCACGUGCAACGCGCACGAAGUGUGCCACUACUUUCAACAGGUAUUCUACGUGUCAGCCAUCCUCACCGGCAUCGCGCUGGUCAUUGCCGGCGCCAUCCAGACUGGAGCGCCAGACGCCUCACUGAACUCCGAGCAGUCCCCAAUGGGACCUGCGAUCGGCGAGCCGCCGGACGGUGCGGUCGCCAGCGGCGACCUGCUUGUGUUUGUUUACAUCGGUGUGCUACUCAUCGGCGUCAACGUCUCGCUGCUGCUUCUGCAGUGCUACAUGCGUAGCAAGGAGCUGCGGCGAGCUCGGCGGUCAGCGAUGAUGCAGCCGCCUUCAAUUCCGCCCGCCACAGUGCACUACAAUCCCCUCGUGUCUGUCGGCCCACCGAGACAGGUGGCCAUGCCCUGUGCCGUGGACAUCGGAUCCGGCAUACACAGGCAGCAGCCGCAGGUGCCGUCACCGGGAAAAGCCCAGCGGCGCGGCUAUGGCCCAGCGUCGGUCCACAGCGUCGCAACGGUGCCGGCAAUGCCCAGCACCCAGCCCCACUGGCUGCUCACCCCGGGCUCCCGGGCGGCCACGGUCGCUGCCAGCCAGCCACCUCCGAGCUACGACAACCUCCUGAUAGUCGGUCACACACCGCGCGAAGUCGCCACGCUUCACCUCAUCUAGUCACUUUUUUGGCACGCCUCACUUUGGUCAGCGUGUCUGGGCUCAACACUAGGCCUCUGCCUCUGCAUUUAAUUCUGUUCGAGAAGAGUGCACAUCCAUAGACUGCUU